UUUUCUGAAACUCUUCCGGCAUCGCUUCACGAGGAGACCAGAGAUGAUAGAAAGAUAAUGUUCGAUGAAAACUGCGUUGUUGGUGAAUGAAUUGCGUCGGGUUUCACCCCCCACUCCUGUUCUCCAGAAGCAGUUGAUGCUGACAUGUUCUGACAGUGUACCAGGUGCUUUGAGACCGUUAUUUAUGCCGCAGUGACAUGCUAGCCCGCUAGCUCCUCAUUGACCGCAAGCCGACCCAAACUGAGGGACUUGUUCUCUCUCUGUUUGUGUGUAAAUGUGGGGUAGAUUUUUCCGGCCUGCUGUGAUCAGUCAUAGUGUCUGCAGGAGUCUGUUCACCAUGCAGCUGAAGACCAGCGAGUUCAAGUCUCUCUUCUCUGAUGGGCUGAAUGGAAUAGCAGAGCUGUUUGAGAAGAACAACUAUGAGCUGCGGAUCGCCGGCGGCGCUGUGCGGGAUCUGCUCUCCGGAAAACGGCCUGAAGACGUGGACUUUGCCACCACAGCCACUCCAGAGGAGAUGAAGCGCAUGUUUCAAGACGCUAGGAUCAGGCUGAUCAACAAUAAAGGAGAGAAGCACGGCACCAUAACUGCACGGCUGCACAAUGAGAACUUUGAGGUGACCACACUGCGAGUGGACGUCGAGACGGACGGCCGGCAUGCGGAGGUGGAGUUCACCACCGACUGGCAGAAAGACGCCGAGCGCAGAGACCUCACCAUCAACUCCAUGUUUCUGGGGCUCGAUGGAACAUUAUACGACUAUUUCAAAGGCUACGAAGACCUCCAGAACCACAAAGUCCGGUUCGUCGGCAGCGUUGAGCAGAGGAUAAAAGAAGAUUACCUGAGAAUACUGAGGUAUUUCAGGUUUUACGGCAGGGUGGCUUUAAAGGCCGACGAACACGAGCCCGAGACUCUGACUGCCAUCAGGGAAAACGGCCGAGGACUGGCAGCCAUAUCAGGAGAAAGAAUCUGGGUGGAGUUAAAGAAGAUGAUGAUGGGGAACCAUGCUGCUCAUCUGCUGGAGCUCCUCUACAACCUGGACUUGGCUCAGUACAUCGGUCUGCCUCCAGAUGGCGACAUUGACGAGAUGAAGCGCGUAUGGCGGAACGCCAGCCCCCACUCUCCCAAACCCAUGACGGUCCUGGCGGCCCUGUUCCACGGCCCGGGCGACGUGGACAGAAUGGACCUGCGCUUGAAGGUGUCCAGGGAGGAGAAGACGCUGGCUCUGUUCCUGGUCAAGCACAGGCGGACGCUCCGCAAGAGCGACGAAGAGCCAGACGACCUCAGACUUUUCACUGACUUUAUCAUCGAUAGCCGGGAGCCGGACUCUCAGAGCAAAGUGUGUGAGCUGCUGAAGUAUCAAGGUGAGGAGAAGCUGCUGUCGGAGCUCCAGAGCUGGUCGGUGCCUCGCUUCCCCGUCAGCGGCCACGAUCUGAGGAAGCUGGGCAUCACAUCUGGGAAGGAAAUCGGCACCAGCCUGCAGGAGCUCCGUGACAUUUGGAAGAAAAGUCGAUACCAGAUGGAUAAAGACGAACUGCUGAGUCACGUGAAGCUUUGAAUAAAACAGGAACUGGUCGCCACGGUGGUUCAAAUAGCCGAGCCCAAGUGUUAUUUAAGUAGUUCUUUUUAUUUUAGACAAAGGGAAAAAUAACCCUAAAGAAAAUUUUUUUUUGUUACUUUUUAACUGCACUGCAGCCAGACAUGGUUAGAGCAGCCGAAGCACAUUGUGAAUCAGGACACUAUGAAAGGAAGACAUGCGUAUGGACUUAUCGCGCGCGUUUGGCUACUUUUUUCCGUUUUCAUUUUUAAUGCUUCUGCAUUAAAAUCUGCACAAGCAGCACUUUGGGCAGGUAUAUGUGGCUUUGCAGCUGUCUGCUUUGAAGUUUCUCUUUUAAAAAAAAAAGUCUGGCGAUGCUUCAACCCUCCUUUCACCACACCUACGAAGACAAUACGUAGCAGCACGGGUUUUUGCUGGUGGGAUAAAGUGCUUCGUCCAGUUCCUCGUACAAGUAUGUUGUCAUGUUGGAACCACAAACUCCAGUCGAUCUGUGUAGGAUUUCAUUUUACAGGCUGACAUAAUGAUGGUGGAUUGUUUUAGAGUGGAAGGAAACUCCACUCUGCUGCUUCUAGUUUUCAAGAUGAUUUAACUAGAAAUCAACAUGUGAACGUUGUGCUCUUGCUGAUUGUUAAAGUAAGGACAUUAUUCUAAGAAUAACCCAAAGGUUUCUGAUUUGUUUGUUUUGUUUUAUUUGACAAUAUUGCUUCCAAUAAAUCCUUUUCAAAUA
This is a messenger RNA of Poeciliopsis prolifica (blackstripe livebearer), 2279 nucleotides long. It is a transcript of the gene trnt1, whose product is annotated as tRNA nucleotidyl transferase, CCA-adding, 1. The transcript has 7 exons. Gene Ontology annotation, biological process: RNA processing. Gene Ontology annotation, molecular function: RNA binding; nucleotidyltransferase activity. The coding region runs from base 275 to 1552 and encodes 425 amino acids. The record is from RefSeq and is a predicted model, not a curated record. NCBI's taxonomy places the organism in Eukaryota, Metazoa, Chordata, Actinopteri, Cyprinodontiformes, Poeciliidae.